Messenger RNA from Culicoides brevitarsis, 3541 nucleotides. RefSeq lists its product as uncharacterized. Gene Ontology annotation, biological process: superoxide metabolic process. Gene Ontology annotation, molecular function: metal ion binding. Lineage: Eukaryota; Metazoa; Arthropoda; Insecta; Diptera; Ceratopogonidae. The transcript is spliced from 14 exons. The record is from RefSeq and is a predicted model, not a curated record.
AUGAUUAUAUUUCAUUUUUGGGUUGCUUUAAUAUUUGCAUCGAAAGAAAACUGGUUGUGGAGUGUUCAUGAAUUUCCAGUAAGAUAUGACAAUGUAGAUAGUCAUUUGAGGUGUACAAAAAAAAUAUUAGGAGAACAGUUGUAUGAUUUGAAUGAAAUUUUCGGAGAUCUAUCUAAGCUAGAAAAUAAAACUGUUACACAAAUUGAUAAUUCUUCUUUGAAUGGAGGGCUUCAAAGCUUUUGGGGGCGAUCAAUUGUAUUGCAGACAACAGAAGAAGAUAUAAAUAUUUGUUCAUCAAUCGUGACUGAAGAUUAUGAAUAUAUUUCGGAAGCAAGAUUUAAAACUUCUGUUUUAGGCUCGAUAAUUUUCAGAUCAUUUUCAUCACGAAACGGAGAAUCUUUUCGUACAUUAAUAAUCACUGAUUUAAGACUUGCUCCUAAGUAAGAUGUGAUUGAUCGUAUUUUUUACGUCAUACUUCAUCUCUUUUGUCUUUUAAGAAAUUCAUCUGCUAAAAUUUACAAGAAAAUGUCGUCCAAAUCUUGGAAAAUUUUUACAACAGAUGUUUUUACUGAUAAAAAUGAUGACACUCAAGAAAUGAAUUGUAACAAUUUGCAGAUUUUAUAUGAUCCGUAUAAUACUGGAAUAAAUAAUUCAAUCGGAGAUUUAGAUGUUCGGCUCGGAAAACUUAAAAUAGAUGGGAGUAAAAUGACUUUUGUGGACAAAGAUUUGCUUUUGACACUUAAUGAUUACUCCUUGUCUUCCACAAGAAAAUUAUACAUAGUUAUUCUUGAUGAUACAGCUCCUAAUAAGUAUAUAGCAUGUGCUAAAAUAAGACCAAUGAGUUCUAAAAUCUUUAAAGCUAUUAUAAAUGGAAAUGGGUUAAGAGGAAAUAUAGUUUGGGAACAAAAGUCUGUGUAUGAACCAACGUUUGUCAACGUGUCGUUAGGCUCAGUUCAUGCCAAUAAAAGAAGUUGGUUAGAAUAUGCGAGAGACUUAGGAUACAUUUACAUUACAAAUCUUCCUCCAACAAAUAAUUUAGUUGGGCAACCUAGUUAUUGUUCUAAUCAAAGUACAAGUGAAAUGUUCAAUCCUAUAAGCAAAACAAAUGUUCCAUUACCAGGUCUGGCUACACAAGAUGAAUACCCAGUAGGAGAUUUGACUGGAAAACUCUUAAAUAAGGAAAGAGAUAGUCCCAUGCGCAUUAUUCAGAACAGCUUUGAGCUUAAUGGAAGUUAUUGGGAUCUUUACUUGUCUUUGAGUGGGCCUGAUUCAAUUGUUCUUAGAGGGCUAGUAAUAACUAGGCAAGUUAUUUUACAGAUGGAUUUUACCAAUCGUCGUACAACUUUUUUCAAUUCCAGAAAGAAACAUAAUAACUUUGAACCAUGGACUUGUUCAACAGUCCUAAUGUAUGAUCCAGAAAAAAGAGAUUUUGAGAUGAAAAUGACGACAGCAAACGCAAUAUUCAAAUAUCCAAUAGUUGGAAAAGUAUUAUUCAGCCAGCCUGCAGAAGCUAAUUGGGAGGAUACGACAAUAAUAAUUGAAUAUUUAAUUCAUGCUGAUGGAGGAUCUCUUAACACAACUCAGAAUCAUCGAUGGUCAAUACAUGAAAAAGUUCCAGGAAAAGACUUUUAUGAUUGGCAAAAUAGAUGCAUUAGUACGGGAAAUGUAUUUAAUCCUCAGAAUUUGUUUUUUGAUAAUACAGAUGAAUCAAAAUCAUGCACAAAAGAAACGAGCUUAGCUUGUCGUAUGGGAGAUUUGUCUAAUAAAAUUGGAAAGAUUAGCAUAGCAGGCAGUAGAAAUGAAAGCUUUAUUUCACGGAAGCUUUUUACAUUGUCUAACUUACCUUUGGGAGGUCAAAAUAAAAUCAUAGGCAGGUCUAUAGUGAUAUAUGAUGAUUACGGUCCGAAAGCUAGAGGAGAACGCUUAGCAUGCUCAUCAAUUGAUUACAUACAACCAAGGAAAGCUGUUGUGAAAGAUUGGUUCGGAAAUGGAAUAUCCUCUAAUGUAUCUGGAAAAAUUGAAUUUACACAGCAAACCCAGUACGGUAUAACAAAUAUUGAGCAGGCGUUAGCAGGACGUUCACCAAAUAAUGUGUAUACCAUUCAUGAGGUACCUGUUACAAUCAACUUGGAAUUUCCAUGUGAAAUUUCUAGCAUACAAAAAAUUUACAACCCCACCUAUGUAAACAGUAAUAAAUUUGGUACUCUAGAUAGUUUUGAAAUUGGAAAUCUCAGCGGGAAAUUCUCUACUAUUGGGAUAUCGGAAAUGAAAAACGAAAGUUUCACAGAUAAUCAAAUGACACUGUUUGGAUACAACAGUAUUAUUGGUCGCUCUGUUGUCGUUGGUGACAAGAAAACCUCAAAAAAUAUUGCUUGUGGUACAAUAGAAAGGGGAUAUAGUUCCAAAGAAUCCAGAGAGGCUCGCGCAAUUGUAUCAUUUCAUCAUCCUCUAGGAUUUGCAUAUGGUUACAUACGACUUUCACAGUUGAUUGGCUUAGUUUCCGGACAAAGUGAUACAACUAUUGAAGUGAAUCUAAGAUAUCCAGGACUUCAUGAUCGCAAUAAAACGAGAAAUCAUCUGUUUAAUAUAUAUGUCAAUCCAGUAGGCGUAGAUGCCGUUGUUAAACAAACUGCAACAAGAUGUACUGCAGGCGGAUAUGUAUUUAAUCCAUUUUACACACAGCUAGCAGAUCCAAGAAAUGAGGAGUUAUAUAAAAAAGAAUGCAAUCUUGACAACCCAUAUAGGUGUUAUGUCGGUGAUGUUUCCGCUAGAGUGGGAACAAUUAAUAUUGGUUAUGGGAGGCAACUGUUAACAGAUCCCAAUUUUCCUUUAGAUGGAGUUGUUAGUGCCGUAGGAAGAUCCAUAGUAAUAUUUGGACCUGAGAGGUCUUCAGAAAUAUUUGCCUGUGCUAACAUUGAACCUGAUCACGAUAUUAUUAAAUAUGUAAACAUAGAAAGACCUCCAAGAUUUGUCACUGCUCAAUUUUUGGAAGACGUUAGAAAUGUUAUGGGUAUUCCUGAAUGGUUUCUUGAAGUGGACUCUCGAAAGACGAAACUUUUGUACGACAAUGCGUGCGUGCAGAUAGUAAUUCAUUUUAGAGGACCCAUUGCCUCUCGCCUUGAGCAAGAUUUCUCCAAAAUGUUAAUACUCGGUAGAUUGGAUUCGCCUUCGUUGUAUAUACCUGGCUAUCAAAACUCGAAAAGAAAAUCUACGAUACAUCAUAAAGAAUGUAGCAUAAAAGAUGGAAAUAAAAGUACAAGAAAAAAAAUUAAAAUAAAAGCAGUGGUUUCUUCUGCUUCUUUCUACAAGCUAUCCGUUAUAAACUUGACGUUUAUAAUGCUCUGUAUCUGUCAAAAAUAUUUACUUUUGUGAGCAUAAACGUACAUUUUGAAUUGGAUGGAUGUGCUGAGAAUCAUAAAACCAUUGGACUAUAAUUGUCUUAAAGCUUUACCCAAAAUAUAUACUCAAUUAAUGACGUCAGAAAUAUCUUGAUGAGUAUGCAAACAAGCUUGGAGAUAAUAAUCUUAACAGUGACAUCUUA